AUGGACGCCAUUCAUGUGGCUGUCCGCCUUUCGCGUGAGGCCAUCAAACCAGGCCCUUUCAUCGGACCUAAUAGCCUCGAGACCAAUACAGUUUCACCGACCUCAGGUACUGAUGGCGCUACAACAGUUUCUAAAGUCACUAUUCCAAUAACCAACCAGGGACCAUGUAUUGGUCUUGUUUACACCGGGCAAUUUGUUGCAAAUACAGGAGAAUGGCUGUUAGCCGACGGAUCAUUGACAGGAGAACAGCUUUUUAGCUGGCUGGAUGGAGACGCAGCAAAGGUCUGGUUCCCUGUAGUGGACAGCUAUCUAUUCAAUCAGAAUUCCGAAGAGUCUUCGGCCCUUCUCCGUGUGGCAACUCCUUUGGCUGGGGACAGCUCUUCAUGGACAAUUAAUAAAAAUAUGGAAUGUGGCAGUAUUAGCAGUUCCGGAGGGAUAACUGACGUAAAUGGUGGGAUCUCCAACAUCAAUGGGAGUGGUUAUCUUGAUGGUGGGAGUCAACAUACUAGUAAAGUCGCUUCCUCGGCUACCAAAACGGCCGGAACUGGGGUCACGAGUUUUCAAUUGACACCAUUUUAUGACUCAUUACGAUUUCGCCUUGAGGUGCAGAUUCAUGGCGUCUGCAGGAUUAACGGCAGGAUACCAAAGACCUCACCGCAGCAGGGUAGAAAAGCCUUUAAUUAA
This is a messenger RNA of Protopolystoma xenopodis, 684 nucleotides long. NCBI's taxonomy places the organism in Eukaryota, Metazoa, Platyhelminthes, Monogenea, Polystomatidea, Polystomatidae. The record is from the annotation of a GenBank genome assembly.